Messenger RNA from Canis lupus familiaris (dog), 1569 nucleotides. RefSeq names its product coiled-coil domain containing 190 (gene CCDC190). NCBI's taxonomy places the organism in Eukaryota, Metazoa, Chordata, Mammalia, Carnivora, Canidae. The record is from RefSeq and is a predicted model, not a curated record.
CCAGGGAGUUAGCAUUCCUGCCCAGGGGAGGUGGCAUGGGAGAGAGCUUUCAAGAGUAUUCAACAUUCUCCCCAACAGCCUCUUCCUCCCCACUCCCUAACACCAAACUCCUAAAUUUCCUGAAGAAAAACAAGCUCAUUAAUCCAGACUCAGCCUGACAUAGCAAAAGAUACAAGCAGCAUUCUCAUGGUGAGAACUCUGGGUUUGUAGACCAUGAAGAGGAUGGAGAGACACAUGGUCAUGGGCCCUCUGUAUAUGCACUUUGAUUUGGAGAGGAAGAACACUAGGUGGGCAGAAGCCAGACUCAGCCAAAGACUGCAGAGAUUAGAGCACAUCUGCCUGUACCAUAUGAAGCUGCUGACCCAGGAGCAGAGACAGCUCCAGAAAGAACUGCAGAGGUUGCAGCAAGCAGAUAUUAUCAAGAAAAAACUCUCCUCUUAUUUGGGGAAUGAAAUUCAGAAGAGACCAGAAGAUGUCCUUGUGCCCUCACCACCAGGAAGGCAGAAGCACAGAGUUCCACAGGCUAAUAAAGUUAGAGCACUGGCCACCAACACGACCCAAGAGAUAUAUAAAUCCAAGACACAGGUGCCUCCUUUCCAUCAGGCUGGUCUAAGGGACUCCGUGAAAAGCAAAGAACAGUCACUACCUCCAAACUACAAGGCUUCCCACUUCACAGCCGAGAAGACACAAGCCCAAGAGAAAGACUGCCUAAGGCCCCCGAAGGGCAAAGAGUCCAACAAGGGCAUCUCUACUCUGUGUCAGGAUGGAGAUGUCUCCACCCACACUGUAGAUCAAGGCCCCGGUUCCAGCCCAGCUGGCGAGAGUGGAAGAGCACACGUUGAUGAGGCCAGGUCGGAGGAUGCCAGCCUAAAGCCAGACCCCCAGGCCGGGAGACAAAGCCCCCUGAACCCCAGGGAAUGUGCAGGAAAUUGGAAAGGCGAGUCCACAACACCUACCUUCUCAGAGCUGUUUGCGAAGGUCAGAAACGCCCACUACCUCCGGCACAGGGUACCCCCCGAGUCUGAGAGAUUGCUUACUAUCGGGGAGAUAUUCGGGCACGAGGAAUCCUUGCAGCCCAGGGCAGCCCAGGAACGUGAGGACACGGAGGUUCUUACGGUGCCACCUGCUGGCAAAGGACAAAGGUCUUCUGUCCUCACUGGAACGGUGGGCAUAGGAGCAUUCUCGGAAAUACGCAUCCUCGAUAUUGGAGUUAGCAAAGGCUUUGAAGAUGAAUCGGUUCAAGCUCAGUCCAGAGGAGUAGCCAGUACUGAGCGGGCCAGACGGUGCCGAGAGCAAGGCCGCAGCCCGGUGAGCGCCCCUUGCCUGGGCCCGGGCUGCCCACAGGGAGCCUGCAGCCGGACACAGGCACAGCAACGUGAGAGCAGCAUGCACUGUGACCUUCUCACACGACGCAAGUCACGUCUGGCAGGCAGGUUCUUUGCUCAACAGGCCCUCAUAACGGCUGCCUUGGGGGGCGGUGUUAAGAAGGAGUCUGAGGCCCGAGCCUUUGCCAAACACAUCUGUGCCCCCAGGAGGUGUCACUGCGAAGGGGUUCACAAAGAGCCAUAA